AUGGUUAAGCUGUAUCUUCAACAACGAUCGACAAUUCCUUAUCAAUUAGAUAGUGACGAAAUCAGUUGGAGGCGAAAUUUGCCACGACUCGCUACAAGAGAAGUGCGUGCGGAAGCCCCAGCGGAUAGCCUUGGGUGGCUGCUCAACAUCCUACCGGAUUCAUCGAGGUUCAAAAAGACUUCAGAUGAACAAACCAGAAAGGAAUCCAUCCGGGAACCAGACCCCCUGGGCAAUCGGGCAGAUGAACAGCCAUGUCUGCUUGGCUUGGAAAUCCGUCACAGGCGUGUGCCAUAUUUUUCUCUAAAGUCUCGACGAGCUGCGAGUCUCCGUGCCGUUGAGAAACUUGCUUGGGUUGAGAAAGCCCGACCGGGUGAAGAACUUCGCACUAUGGAGACCUCUCCUAUGCAUCUCAAACCAAAAUUCGAGUACCUACUCUCCAUGAACAUUUGGGUACACGCCAUUAGAGCCAAUGGCGGCACCAAUGCCUGUUCAUGCCAUCAAAAUAAUGGGUGCAACCCCAAACACACGGCGCGGAGUGCUCAACAUCAUUGUACCCCUUAUCUGAAAUACACAUCCACAGAAUUUGGACACAAAAGUCACGUCUUCCAAAUGGCCGAGACCCAGUACCCUCCCCUGGAUGCUCCUCCAAUAAACUCAUCCGAACCAUGGCAGGGCUAUUCGGUGCAGAAAGACGGCACCGAGAAAAGCGUCUCUAGCGAUGAUGCAGAGCUCAAAUACGAGUAUCCCAAAGGGCUUACCCUCACACUUAUCCUCACAUCGGUUACCCUAGCUUAUUUUCUAUUUUUCCUUGAUCUUGCCGUCAUCUCCACAGCCACUCCAGCCAUUACGUCCGGGUUUGACUCGCUGGUGGAUGUUGGUUGGUAUGGCGGCGCUUACUCUAGUCUCCGGCGUGCUGAAGAAGUUCUCUGCAAACUGACCGAAGCCGAUAACUCCAAAGUUUCCGUUGUUGGCUACUUUCUUCCAUUUCUUCUUGCGGGAGGUGCGAUAUCAGCUAUUGGCUAUGGCCUCUUAUCGACACUCGCUCCUACAACCCCACCUGCAAAAUGGAUUGGAUACCAGAUUCUGUACGGUGUUGCAAGCGGAUGCACGACAGCUGCUCCGUACUUCGCCAUCCAAAACCUUGUGCCUGCAGAGCAAAUCCCCCAAGCCAUGGCCAUUAUAAUUUUCUGGCAGAAUAUCGGGGACUCCACUUCUCUGAUCGCCGCAAAUGCCAUUUUCAGCAACACCCUUCGUCAGCAGCUCCAACAACGCGUUGUACAAGUCGGCCGUGCUCCAGAUGUCAUCAUUGCGGCCGGGGUCCGCUCCAUCCGCGACCUGGUGUCUGGAUCCCAGCUAACUGCUGUGCUCGCAGCAUACGCCAAAAGCAUCGACAGCGUCAUGUACCUUGGCAUUGCUGUUAGCAUUGCCGUUAUUCCUUUUGCUCCAGGACUUGGAUGGAAGGAUAUUCGCAAAGUCAAAGAUCUCCAGGCCAUUACCAGCGAGUCGCCUAACGGCGGCGAGAAAGAAGCGACAGGGCCUAACAAGUAG
Molecule: messenger RNA, 1548 nt
Organism: Histoplasma mississippiense
Lineage: Eukaryota; Fungi; Ascomycota; Eurotiomycetes; Onygenales; Ajellomycetaceae
Exons: 8
Coding region: 1-1548 (515 amino acids)
Biological process (GO): transmembrane transport
Molecular function (GO): transmembrane transporter activity
Source: RefSeq, a predicted model, not a curated record